Molecule: messenger RNA, 657 nt
Organism: Camelina sativa (false flax)
Lineage: Eukaryota; Viridiplantae; Streptophyta; Magnoliopsida; Brassicales; Brassicaceae
Product: VQ motif-containing protein 1
Source: RefSeq, a predicted model, not a curated record
UCAUAAUUAUCUACACAUAUAAAUACAAGAAACAUCUCCGGAGAAUCAAAAGGCAAAACUACUCAACAGAGAGGAAAACCAAGUGACUUAUUUUUAUCGUGUACCAAAAAUCAUAGAAACAAAAGUAUGGCUGGAGUAAGAUCAGAGCCGAUGAAGGUUGUAUUCAUAAACACACAGUACGUUCAGACAGAUGCUCGGAGCUUCAAGACGGUUGUUCAAGAACUCACCGGUAAAAACGCCGUCGUCGCCGAUGGUUCUUUCGAAUUCUCCGGUCAAGGCUACGGUGGUAAAGAUUCAUCACAGAGAUUCUGCGACGCAGGAAAAGAAGGAGAAGGAGGUGCAGAUACGACGGAGUUCGAUAGCUUUUUCAGGGAAACCCCUCCCGUCGGCGAAUUGUAUAAUCUUUGGUCAGACAAUUGAUGACUCUUAGUGAAAAAAAAUCGUUUUUUACUUUAAUUUUAAAUUUCCCUCAGUCUUUUUUUCACAAAUUUGGUCUAUUAAAGGCCCAUUGGGUUUAAUCUUAUAGGAUCUAUCAUCUCAAGCCUCUGUAAAAUACAUCCCUUACUCCUUUAGAAUGUGAACAACAUUUUUUUUUUCUUUUUCUUAAUGCAUUUUUAAUGUACAUAAGGAAAUAAUAUGCACUUUUUCAUUUUGAAA